Molecule: messenger RNA, 9139 nt
Organism: Boleophthalmus pectinirostris (great blue-spotted mudskipper)
Lineage: Eukaryota; Metazoa; Chordata; Actinopteri; Gobiiformes; Gobiidae
Gene: ube2h
Product: ubiquitin-conjugating enzyme E2H (UBC8 homolog, yeast)
Exons: 7
Coding region: 210-761 (183 amino acids)
Biological process (GO): protein polyubiquitination; ubiquitin-dependent protein catabolic process
Cellular component (GO): nucleus
Molecular function (GO): ubiquitin conjugating enzyme activity
Source: RefSeq, a predicted model, not a curated record
UGACACAGCGAUGGUCAGAGCCAGUGAACAUCCACAGCACAGACUCAGCGCUGCAGCUCCCAGGACUAACACACCGAGAAGACGUUUAGCGGGGAACAUUUCUCAAAUCCAAUGUUAACCUUCGGAUAGUACAGUUUGCUAGAUUUUCUAGCGCUUCAGAGGCUAGCUUUCAGUUUACUAACAGGUGUUCUGCGGAGGAAAUAGCAAAAAUGUCGUCUCCAAGUCCGGGCAAAAGACGAAUGGACACCGAUGUGGUGAAACUUAUCGAAAGCAAGCACGAAGUCACCAUCCUUAGCGGACUCAAUGAAUUUGUAGUGAAGUUUUUCGGACCACAGGGAACGCCGUACGAGGGGGGCGUGUGGAAGGUGCGAGUAGAUCUUCCAGAUAAAUACCCCUUUAAAUCACCGUCGAUAGGGUUCAUGAACAAGAUUUUUCAUCCCAACAUCGAUGAAGCAUCAGGGACAGUGUGCUUAGAUGUCAUCAACCAGACGUGGACAGCCCUCUAUGAUCUGACCAACAUCUUUGAGUCGUUCUUGCCUCAGCUGUUGGCGUACCCCAACCCCAUCGAUCCUCUGAACGGAGACGCCGCCGCCAUGUACCUGCACAAACCCGAGGAGUACAAGCAGAAAAUCAAAGAGUACAUCCAGAAAUAUGCAACGGAGGAGGCCCUGAAGGAGCAGGAGGAGGGGGCGGGAGACUCUUCAUCCGAAAGCUCCAUGUCAGAUUUCUCAGAAGACGAAGCCCAGGACAUGGAGUUGUAGUGAUCACCUUAAACCCACAGACAGAGACUAUAUUUGAUUUCCUUGAGAAAAGCAGACUUAUAAUAUUCAUAUUUAAACAAGUUGAUUUUUUUAUUAUUAUUAUUACUAAACAAGGAUUUUUAUGGAUAUCUAGCCUUCUGGUGUGUUUGAGAGACACCCCUGUCCUCUUCUGUAGCUGUUUUUAUUUAAUUUGAUCCCUUUAUUCAAAUGCUUUUCACAAUCUCUGCGUUUUCAAGGUGUGCUGCGUAGUGUUAGCCAGAGGAGCACCCAAAUGGCAGAUUUUUAAGAAUUAAAAAAAAAAAAAAAAUCCGACUUCACCUGAAAUUUAGUCUUCAAUCUCUUCAGUUUGUAGCCCACGGUUUUGAAAUUUUUUUAUAUUUUUUGUUCUCAAGUCCCUUUAAAUUCAUGCCGCAGUCAAAUUAUUUAAGGCUGUUUAUUUUUUCCUAUUUUGGAUGCUCGAGUUUUUGUUACACUUUGUUUACAUUUAACAUCAGAGCAGUACAAAACGUAACAUACAUCAAUAUUUUUUUUUUACUAAUUGAGUCCUUUCACUUUCACUUUACUUCAAAAACAGAUUUACUGGCCAAACCGAAAAUACAACAAAGUCAGAAAGCUGUUGCGAGCUAGACUGUAUUUGGUUAAUUCAAAUCUGUUUUUUUUUUUUUUUUUUCCCUCUUCCCAGGGAUAUUUGGUCGGUAACGCUCAUAAAAGUCCAUACAAGUUUGUUAAACCAUCACAGUUAUUAUUAUGCUGGAGGGAAAACUAGCAACGAUCUGAGUUAGACCUUUUUACCAGUGGUCCUUUGCAGUUUUUGUGCAGCUUUUUUCUAAUAAGUUGUCACAAAUUUGUUUAUCAGUCCUACUUUAAAUAAGUAAUGGCUUGUACUGGUUUAGACAUGAUUUAGUCCAGGUUUGGUAUGAUGGAACUAGUCUCAGCAGAGUCAACUUUAAUAGCAAAUACGAGCAAGACAAGUGGGAGUAGAGAAAAGACUAUAGUUUAGAGUUGCAUGAUUAAUCGUGAUGAAAUCGAAACUGCAAUCUGAAUGGACGCAAACAAAAUAUCCUGUCUCGUUCCGCAUAAAAACCUCUAACCCUUUAGUUUAGAUCUGUACAAACUUGUUCUGAAAUGUGAUUCUUGUGUUUGUUUGUCAGUUCACAUUUCAGUCUUUUUGUCAAAUUCCUCUGGAUGUGAAAAGUGAACCUUGAACGGAAUCUUAUUGUUAAAACACAAAUCGCAAGUGUAAUCGCAAUGACAGCAGGGUUGGGCGGUAUCCAGAUUUUGAUACCGUUAAACCGUCUCAGAGUUUUACCGGGGUAUACAUUAUUACCGUAUUAUGAAAAUGUUUUAGUACGACUUUGGUAAGGGAAGCCGCACUACUGUACAGUCUAUGUUUAUGACCUGCAGACUUAUAAUCCCUGAAAAGUUAAACAUGAACCAUCUCCAAUGCGAUACACGCACAGAACAGACUCACCAUCAGCAGCACAUCCACUGUCACAGAAAAAUAUUAUUCUAUAUACUUAUAUUCUACUGAGUCAUGUCUGAACUGUUUUUAUCAGCGCUUAUAGAUCAUGCAAAUGAGCCAUGCGGUUUUAAGUUUCGUUUCUAUAAACAAAUGUGCACCUGAAGCCAGAAUGCUGCCAAAUUGCAGAAGUACUAGUAUUUUUGGGGGGGACCAACUCGCUCGCGGUCGGACUUGCCACAUCUUGUCUUGGUCUCUCUUAUGAGUGUCACGUGACAACGGAAGAAAAAACUUAUCAAACAUCAUCUCCCCGCGCAGUUAAAAGAAACAUUAUGGACCUUUUUUGUUAGUUUUAAAUUUGUAUAGCAUUAAACUGAAAACACAACCACACAUUAAUUUGUGCUGAGCAAACAAAUUUAGGUAUUAUUAAAAUAUAAUAUUACAUUAGGUCCUUAUGCGCUGCACAUUUUUUUAAUGAAACUGAUACCGUUGCUACUUUUUGAUACCGCAGGAUACCGUAAUACCGUAUUACUGCCCAACCCUAAAUCACAGUGCUUUUUAGAAAAAAAACUAGAGCUAUUUUUUCACAAAUCAUGCAGACGUACUUGGAAUUAAACCUACAUCAGGCCUAAACCAGGUCUAAACCAGUUCGUUUUUUACCUAACCUAGACCAAAACUUGAAUCAGGUCUUGAUAAAAACUGGACUAAGAUAAAAUGUUUAAGUUUAAGGAUUAAAUAGUACCAAACCUGGACUAAAUCAGUUCCAAAUCCGGGCUAAACCUCGACUAUAUCAAGACCAGGACCGAAUCAGAUCUGACCAAACCUCCACCAAAAUUAACCAGGUCUAGUGAACCAGCUUAGAAACUGUCUUUUAUAACAAUUCAGUCGGAAAAUACCUCCUCAUUACCUCCUUAAUAGUGGUCCAUUUAAGAAACCCUUUUUGUUUUGUAGUAUCCACAUCUGUAUGGUUACAGUUCACCCGUGGGAAAGUUAAGCAGUGAUCUAGAAUAUAGUAUUUUUCUACUUAUUUCUUGUACAUUUAGGUUAGUGUAAAUACGUCAUCUUCCUUGUACAGUGAUAAAAGACAGCCUCAGCACUGCAAAAUUAAAUACUCCUUUGGUGAAAAUGACUUAUUUUUCUGUUAAUUUUCAGUCAGAGCCAAAAAAAAACUGUUUUCAGUCACAAAAUGAAGCUGGUAUUAAAAUCCAAAACGUACCGCUCGUAAAUACUUGAUCCCGAGUCAUUUUCCCAUUGCAGAUAGUUAUUUUUGCAGUGAAAUCUCAGCCACAUAAAUCGCUGCUUCUAUAUUUUUGCCUGGUUAGUAAGAUGCUACCUAUUGAAAUGUAUUUAUUUAGAUUGUAGUGGAUAUUUUUCUUUGGGGAGGGGCAUUCUGGUCUGUGUCAUAGGACCCUUUCUCUUUCUCUGUGCCUCAUCGACAUACCGAUAAUUUUACGCCAUUUCCACGCAGUAAGAAAGCACAUGCUAUAUAUUUUUUUGUACAGUGAUAGUUUGGAGCGGAGGUGGGUGGAGUCGCCAACGUUUUACUCGAGUACUUUCAAGGAAUACGUUAAUAACUUUAUAACCAACACGUAAAACGUGUCUGAUUAAAAAGUAGUCCAUUAAACUCUCCCGAUAUUUUUGGGCUGAUACGUAAGUCCGAUGUUGAUGUUUUGCUCAAAUUAUAUAAUUAAAAUUUACGUCAAACUCAAACUGGUUUCACUUCGUAGAAACCGUCUGACCUCGCAGCAUUAGGAUUCGUUCGCUGCUAAAGUUUACCAGUCGCUGCUAUUUGGUCGUGAUGUAUGUAAUGCACCUCUACCAACUUUUCCUAAAUCCCGUAGGUAGAAGGACAAUAACGUCUUUCCCCUCGAUAAAAUUCUCUUUGUUCCAUCUUUAAAUCCUCGAUCUCGGGAAUCGUCGCCAACACAGAAUGUACGGCUCUUCGCUGAUCGGUUGGUGCCCGAACUCGCACUUCCGGGGUUCCUUGGAUUUCUCUGCAGUUAUUUCUUCGUGCUUAGAGUUAAAAUAAAGCUUCAAGUGGCUGCUUUUCAGAUUUAAGGCUGAUGACUGAUUUUAUAAAAUUUGCAAAUAUCUGUAUCGAUAUUUGUACUAAUUUGUACUUUGGUAUGAGUGAAAAAACACAUAACGUACAAUGUUCUUUAUUAUAUUCCAAAGUUUAAUAAAAAAAAAAAAAUAUUGCAAACUAAAAAAACUCAUAAUUUUCAAGUCAUCAACAUAAAAAUACAAGUACAUACAAGGACUACACAGAGUAACAAGAAAUAUGCUGCUACUUCAAAACGCAACUUUGCUACUUUAAACCUAUUCAAUUAAUCCGAUUUGAUUAAAAAUAAAAGUAAAGUAAAUCCAGUGUAGCCGAUUUCUACCCACCUCUGCGAAUCAGUAGCAUUACUUCUUCAAAUAGCGCGGUGUUUCUGAAUGCAGAUUUGACAGCAGUUUGGUUGUAUCUGUUUGCGUCGCGGGAGCUCGGCGGAGACUUGAACUGAACAUUCAAUCAGUCAAUCAAUCAAACUUUAUUUACAGAGCGCUUUUCGUAUAAAAACAUGCAACACAAAACUCUUUACGGCUGAAGAAACGGCUGUAAAGUUUCACAUUGCGUUUACCUUUCACUUUUACUGCAAAUAAAUACUCUAUACGCGUUUAAGGCUUGAAUUCUGCGCGUUUAUCUUAAAGCCGCGCCGUGUAACUUUUCCGGUGGACGUUUGCAUCUUGCUCACCUUCACAGAGAUGUUAUUGCUUUGCCUAGAAUGUUCCGCAGUAUGGCAUUAACUGUGUCCAUCACCACGAGGCUACGGUAAAAGUCAAAUUUGUAUAAUAAUUUUAGAGCAUUUUUAAUCUCGUACUGAUGAAACUUCCGGGCAAAGUCGUAACAUCUCCAUGGAAACGAGCGAGGUACAGACCCUCCACUACAAAAGUUACACACUGCAGCUUUAAUUUAAGUAUUUCAUUUGACCCGGUAAAUGUUCUGGUCAUUGCAAACUAAAUUGGAAAGAAGAUGGCAUAUUUUUCAAUCUUAAAUUGUUUCCAAAACUAACCUGGAAAUGCCAUGAAUCUACGCUUUUAGAAUCAGAUCAUAAAACUUUCAGAAACUAUGUAAAAAAUAUAUAAUACGCAUUAAUUUAUAUUUUGAUUUCGAGUCAUUUCAAGUCUAUCUCAUGCUGUACUCUACUUUUUUUUACAGCGCAUGCCUCACAUCAGCAGCCAUGUCCUUUGAAUGACGACGUUUUAGAUCACAGAUUGACACAAAAUAUGACCAACUUUUACUUUAACACACUUUAUUUGUCUUUAGUUCAAAGAGUUUGAUCAUAAUUGGGUUAUUGGGGUAAUCAUUUCUCCACUUUUAAAUGUUUGUCGUGGUGUUUUUUGCGAAGUUAUCUUUAUUCACAUAUUUCAGUUCUAAUAUAUUUUUUAUUUUACACCAUUUUUCGAUUUGAGCCGACGCGUUUCCUCGACAUAGACUUGAAACAUUGAGAAUAUCGACGAUGUUUAUCUAUACAUAGCAGUAUUAGUUAACCGCGCUAACAUUACACUAAAUCUCAAAUCUCCUCACUUUAAAAACUUUUGAAACCUAAACUAUACAUUUAUUAUCAGCGUUGUUCACAUGGCAGCACAUACAAGCAAACUGUGUGCUGUUUUGGCCUGGUGUUGCCACGGAAACGAGAACUUCUCCAAUGAUUUUUCUUGAUUUCUUUUUAUUUUGUGUUUACUUCACUCCCAAAAGUUAGAAAACAAAAACGCCUUUCAUUUCAGGUCAUUUCGUUCAGGACUCAGUGAGUGAUCGUUUCUCGCUGUAGCUAAAGAGUUCACGAUGUUUUAUUUUAUUAGUUUUAAUCGGUCGUUGUUGUCCGAUCUACUAAGUAAACUUUUAAAAUGUCUAUGUGGAUCGGACAAAGCGCCACAAAAGAAGCCGAUACAUUAGUAAAAAUGACCGAGUUCAGAUUAAACAUUUGAUUUGAGUUGAUUAUAUUUACUUUGUCUGAACUUAAAUUACAUGUUUAUGCCAAAUAUUUUACGUUUUUUGUCUUUAAAGCUGAUGUCCACUGCACGAUUUUGGUAUGCACGAAGUUAUACCACACAACCGGCGACAAAUGUUCACUUUUGACGAUAUAUUUUUUCACAAUCAGGUUAAGAGUCGUUAAUUUGGUUAAGAAAUAAAUGACCUUGGAGCGAUGUAACCAAGAUGUUUUCCAAUCCAACUUUAUUUGUACAGCACUUUUUACCAACAUAAAGUGUCUAAAGUGCUGCACAGAGUUGGUACAAUAUUCCAAUAAUUUAAAAAAAAAAAAAAUUUGACUAAAAUACAAAUAUUUCAAUAAAAAAAUCAACGGAAUCUUGGUCACAAAAUGAGCUUUCUUCGCUGCGUCUAGUCAAACAGUGACACAAGCUCUUCACAAAGUAACAAAAGAAAAGCUCUGCAGUCUUAUUUUGUACUUAAAUUUCUUGGGUUCUUGAAUUUUGGAAAUUGUCUUGCAGCUCGCAGAAGAUAAAUUCAAGUCCUACUGUGUUGUUUUUAAAAAAGAACCCAAGAAAUUAAUGUGUGAAGAACCCCUCAGUCGUCCAGGUAGAAUCCAGGUCGAGGAGAAAAUUCAGUUUGUCGAGUUUGGUUGAAGACGUUUCGCAGCUUCAACCGAAUUUUCUCCUCGCCAAGAAAUUAAUGCUAAAAGAGCCUGAUAUUUGCUCGGAAAAACUUCAGUCCGUAGCCAAAUUUGACAUCCAAAAAAAUCGUGCAGUGGACACCUCGCAUAAAACAAAACGUACGAUAUUGUUUCCUAAAUGUUUCCGGAUUUUUGACUUCGAAAUGGAGAAAAAUGCAAAUCUUGGUGCAAAUACAUAAUUCCUUUUUAGGACAACUCAACUUUGACACGUUUCCUGAAUUCAAACCAGUCUUGCUCAUGUGUACGUUAUUUAUAUUUUUGCAGUGCUCUUUAAACUACUGCGGAGAAAUCUGCCAUUCAGAGCCAUAGCGCCCUCUGUAGGUGAAUGCGCACACCCCCUCCACACACACAACACUGGAUGUAAAAGCCCCGUUAACCCCAGAGGCACACAGCGUAUCUACUCUCCGAUAAACAAUAGAUCCAUGACUCUGUUGCACAAAACCCCCCGGACAUUUGUGUGGACUUCUUCUUGUGCACUUGCAUGCUUGAGUGAGGAUGUCUCGGUGCACACUUCCACUCUGCCCAUAGCGCCCUCUGCUGGCUCCCGGGCUGCGUUUUCGUGAUGUUUGAAGUUGAGAUGGAGGGCAGUUCAGUCUAUGGACGAGUCGAGGCUGCUUAAGUUUUAAAAUACUUGGUUUUUGGUUUUGUUUUUCACCACAGGCUGUAUAUGCCAUUGUGUUCUAAAGAGGAAAUGAGCAUGGGAGCAGUUUCAGGCUCCAUUGACUUUGUUUUCAAUUGACUUUACAUACAAAAAUGGUCACCCUUUCUCUUUGUAACUGCUGCUGUGAGUUUCGUCAUUUUGGUCACCCGCUCUACAUGAUCCUGGUGUUUUUAUUUCACUAGUUUGCCCAUAAAUAAAUUCCUAACUGCCCCAAAUUUGCCCGUAACUGGGAGCAUCGAUGAGCUUCAUUUGACUGGAGCUGAACACUAUGGGUGACGUCCAUUUCUUUUUACAGUUUAUGUUUUUGUGCUGGUUUAAGGUUAAUAUUGACCAUUUAUGGGCCUAAAGAUGAGAAACAAAAACAAAAAAUUUUAAAAUCUUCUGUCAGUACAAAAACAACCGAUGUUUUAUGUUAUUUAAAGCUGCCAUCUGUAAAUUUGGUUUAAUGUUCAAACUAAAUCGUAAGGUCUAGCAAUACAUUUUAGUUCAAAAAUGUUGUUUUUUGUUUUUUUUUUACUAAAAUGUCCGUAAAUGUAUUUUAUUUGAAUACUGACCAUUAAUUGGCCUAAAUGCGGGAAACAAAAACUGGCACAAAGUUUAAAAUUUUCUGUUAGUGAAAAAAUAACUGAUGUUUUACGUUAUUUAAAGCUGCCGUUUGUAAAUUGGGUUUAAUUUUCAAACUAAAUCGUAAGGUCUAGCAAUACAUUUUAGUUUAGAAAUGUAUUUUUUUAUUUAUUUUUUUUACUAAAAUGUUCGUAAAUGUAUUUUAUUUGAAUAUCGACCAUUAAUUGGCCAAAAGAUGAGAAACAAAAACAAAAAAGUUUAAAACCUUCUGUCAGCACAAAAAUUGAUUGUUGUUUUAUGGUAUUUAAAGCUGCCAUCUGUAAAUUGGGUUUAAUAUUCAAACUAAAUCAUAAAGUCUAGCAACACAUUUUAGUUUAAAGAUACAAAGUGUUGUUUUUUUUGUUUGUUUUGUUUUGUUUUUUCGAGUAGGUGGCAGAUGUAAAACAUGUAGUAACAUAGACUCCAUCUAGUGGUGAAAUGUGACAAUGCAACUGGACCGGACCAGCCAGUCUAAUUACAAAUGGUAGCUUUUAAAUACGUUUUUUAUUUUCAAAAAUGUGAUUGUAUUACUCACAUAGGCGUUUCUACAGAGGAUUUGUGAACGCAAUCAUUUGGUUUCAACUUUUGCUGAUUUUCUGUUUGGAUUUAGUUUUUAAAAUGUGAUAUAAUAGGCUGUUGACUGUGCCCUCCAUCUAAAACUUGGAUAUCAUUUUUACAGAACAUGACUGCAGCCUGUUUCAGCGUGGGCCCUAUGGCAGACUUUUGUAAUAGACUUCUGUAUUUGGUACUUUGUGUAUGAUACCGACCCAUGGGUUACAAAGUUUUAUUUUCCGAUUGAAAAACUCAUCUUCACUGGUCUUAUUUGGAUCACCGUCGGAUGUUUUUCUUUGCAUUGUGAAGUGGGCAUGCCUGUCACAAAGACACAUGCUCGCUAUUAAUAGGCUUAUAACCUCAUAAAUAGUUGUGUAUAAAAUAAACUGUUAUAACUUCUUUUUUAAUAAAAUAUUCAAUGUGUACAAAA